UUAGAAGACCACCCAUAUGUUUUGUGCACAGUUUUCAAUCGGGGAACCUCUGUCAAUCGGGAACCUUAUUGUCCUCUAUUGUUCAGGGUCCCCAAUUGAAUGCAGAAACAAACUCACUGACGCAAACCCUUUGAUGUUUUAAUUUGGAUUCAUUUUGCUUAAUCUCAGUUGAAAUUAACCUACCGCAAAAAUCGGGAUUAGAACCCAACGGCGUCUCUUUCCUUUAGUUUCUUUUGGCUGUGUGCGGAAUGGGCUUCCAGAGCUUUGGUUGGCGUGUGCCCACUUUAAUAUGAAACUGACGAAAACCUAGAUGCAGCUCUAGGUGCAAUGCUGAUGAUGCGGUCAUUGUGAAGUUCAGUACCACAAGUGUUGAAAUUUAACAAUUGUAUACAGUAGCUUAGUGAAACUCUUUGUAUGCCGUCUCCAAACUGUUGCCACCAAUUUCCUGUAAAGACCAUCAGCUUUCACUAAGAGUCAUGCCUUCCCUUUUCCGAGUUUGUUCCAUGGAGUUGGAAAUGUGAACAUGUUUUCAGCCAAUUGACUUAGAUAAAAGUGGAACUUCAGUCCCAACCAGUCACCAGAGUUUACACAACCGCGAAACAGGCCGUGGUUUGAAUGGAUGGAUAAAACGGCGCUGAAUACUUCCUUUAGUGUCAGAUAGAUUUUUUUUGCUUUAGUUACCGAUUCACAACAGGAAAUAUUAGGAAAGGAUACAGGUCUGUCAAAGCUUUCUUGAUUUCAUGGGGAGGAAUUUCCUCCUAGAAAGAGGUUUUGAUGCCAAGCAAGUCAUGGCCAACCAGGUACAGGGGACAGCAGGGCACCUGCCCAAGGACGGGGUGAGCCAAUCGCCACCACCAGCCACGCCUGCAGAAAUCAAAAUCAAGACUGAGAUCAUAGAGGUGGCCGAGCCCAUGAGCGAGACCACAGACACAGCCCAGGCGGGCGAGGACAGAGGCCACCUGGAGAGGUCGGCAUUUGCCGACAAGGAGGACUUGGAUGAGGAAGAUGACGAGGACUUCCUGAAUCAUGAAUAUGUAAAUGGGAUGGAUGAGGAGCGCUAUUCGCCCAUGAGCGGCAACAUAGACUUUGGGAUGAUGACAGGGGACCUGCUCCGAAGUGAGGACUACCAGCCGUUUCGGGACAUGGAAGGCAAUCAAGUGCUUGAAGUGGAUUGCGGUUCGAACAGAGCUCUGCUCUAUGUUGACAAGCUAUGUCAGGGGAGCAAAGGCCAGAGCAUAUUGUUUGAGAAUCGAUGGCAUACACCCAACGAAUUCCAGUACAUCAGCGGGCGGGAGACGGCCAAGGACUGGAAACGGAGCAUCCGUCACCGGGGCAAAAGCCUCAAGAUCCUCAUGUCCAGGGGUCUGCUGCAGCCCCGCACAAGACCAUCCGAUAAGAGGAAUGCCUCCAAUGGCUGCCUGACAAGCCUGAACAGCAGCGCAGCAGAGAAGAAACGCAAACUGGGACAGGAGUCGGAGCCUAGCCAGCUGAACCAAAUCAUCAACCAUCUCCACCAGACCAAUGGUUCUCACCUGCUAGGGACCAGGGAUGGCCCCCGAAAGCGAAGCCUUCCCUCUGAGUAUAGGAACGGAAAGCGCUCCCGCAGUGUCUCGCCCACAGAGGGCGACAUUUACGAUGAGCAGCAGAGAUGUAUCUUCCAGGCGGCUAACUCCCCAGAACCUCAGAAUAUUGAAAAUGCACGGAAAUCGCUGAACCUAAGUGCCAACAACCCCGACUCUCCUUUGAGCAGCGGCAGCGGGCAGAGUUCACCUGUAUCCUUUGUCCUUGGCGACCCACAGGCCCUCACCAAUUACGACAAACAGGAUGCCACGAUGGCGCACAAGUCCCGAAAGCAGAACUCUCCUCAGCAUUUUGAGAUGCACGGAGGCGGGGACAAAGAACGUGAGAUAAGCCGGAGUCCACACAUUGUACUAGUCUCCUCCUCAAGCAGUGCAGCAUUCCAGAAAGGACAGGCAAGUCUGAGACCAAGAUUUCACUCACAUCAACCGGGAACUCGUAUCAACGGCAACGCUCUCCUCACAGGCACUCAGGCACCAUUGACUGGUCAGGGGGAGGGGGGCAGACGAACACAGUCCUUGCUUACCCCCACCACCAAAACACCUUCUGUCAAAAUGAUAGAGCUGACAAGACCAGAUGCUGUGCCCAAGACACCAGGCUUUCCUGACAACAGAAACAACAGUGGCCACAAUUCCGCCCACAGCGGGGACGACGUCAGUCCGUCUGUGCGGACCCCAAAUAACGAUGCAGUGUUCUUGCCCAGUGACAUGAGCCAGUGGACGGUGGACGACGUGGCCCAGUUCAUCCAGUCGCUGAAGGGAUGCGAAGAGUAUGUUCAGGUAUUCAGAGACCAGGCCAUCGAUGGCGAGAUCCUGCCCGUCUUGACUGAGGACCACCUGCUGCAGAACAUGGGCCUGAAGCUGGGGCCGGCCCUCAAGAUCCGGCUGAGAGUGGCCCGCCGACUGGGCUACACAUUGGACGGUCAGUACUGCCAGCUCAAACCACCAUACGAGGAGCCUCCCACCCACUGACCAGUGCACAGCUAUCGGCAGCUUCAAAAGUCAGUAGGAAAUAUGCUUUUCAGCUGAGCUCAGGUGGUGUGACAGUUCUGUCAAACAAACUGCACAGACUAAAAAGUGGUGCUGUUUAGAUAUCAGCUAUAAGGGCAAGAGAUGGUCAGCCGAUUUCACGAAACUUGGCACAACUUCUUGCCACGCGUACCCCUUACGCUAAAAAGUUGUUGCAAAGCUGUGCAAUGUACUUACAGCUGAUCUCAUGAAGAAUUGCUCAGCUGCACAUCGUUUUAACUUGACUGACCUUGUGGGAUGACGACCACAGCAUUUACAGCAGCUGUUCCUUUUUUAGUAUUAAAGAAGUCAUUAAGCAGUCGUGAAAUGAGCUCCCGCUGCCAUUUUUUUAAAUCCUUUCGCCUUUUCUUCAUCAGAACCAGGCAGAAAAUUUCAAAGUUCUGUCAUAGCCAAACAGGUUUUUUGUAAAGUCCAAGAUGCAAAGUUGUACACUUCUUGCAUAAACCUUGUGAAGUUAAUCAAUAAUAAGCCUUGACAAGACAUGAUUAAAUUGUAAAAUCCUAAAGGAUUCCAUAAGUUACGCCAUCGUUUAUUGCACAACUUGCAGACUUAAGCAGUGCAUAACUUUUAAUGAAAUAUGUCAUAAUUUGUUGUUCAAAUAUGCAGAGAAAAGUAGUGUAUGUGAAGUUGCCCGAUUGCAUGAAGUUUCGUGAAAUCAGCUGCAGGAUUGAGUCCGUUUCAUCCCAGGAAUUAGUCCAUAAUCCCCAGGAAACAUGAGGUUUCGCUUGUUGAUGAUGAUAGUGAAACAGGCAAAUUCCAGUUGCCCUAUUAUUCUUGACUUUGUAGAAGGAAAGGGAUUUUCCGAGGCAAGUGCACUUGUUUCGGCCAGAUCACAAGCGCUGUGUUCACAGUGGUUACAAUAAGCCGUGUCAAAAUUAAUUAGCUGUGGCUGGGAGCAGCACAUGCAUCUAUAGGAAAUGGCUGCAGCCGCCAACCAAUAACUAGUAUUUCCAGCAUGUAGUUCCUUGUGUUGGAACGUUUGCAGAUCACAGUCCAGCAAAUAUCUUACAUUUAUUUCUCUCUACAAAAUGUUGACAGUUGCAGAUACAUCUAGGAGAGGGGGACAGAGGAAAGGGGAAGAGUCACCGCCCCCCCUCCCCUGAGAGACGUGUUACUCUGUUUUUUUUUUUUAAUUGAAGCAGUUUUGGCAACUGAUUUAGAAAAACUCCCCAUCCCAACCUGAAUCCUGGAUAUGCUGCAGGUUGAAGACCAGGUUAAGGUUUCAGUUUGCUAAAAUUUUACAUAAUUAAAUAUAGAGUCCUGUCCUUACUCGCCAGAUGGUUGGAAGAUACACUUUCAUUUCUUGGGCCUCCACUGGCCCAAAUAGUGGCCACGUUUUGCCUUAAUUUGUUGGCAUUGUUGAAUGGCAGUUAAAAUUGUCCAGUUGCAAGUAGAAUGUAACCCAGCACAUCUUACUGACUCCAUGAUAAUUCCCAGUAAUGUAUAUUUAAACAGGUGAUGUGUUUCAUGUAAUCUGUAUUUUGUCAAUAUGUAAAUAAAUGUAGAUUAAAUUGUACAGCAUGGUGCUAUGAGAACAGGUGCUUACCAUUGAGGAGUGGGUACCAGUUGUUUGUAGUGCAAAUGAAGAUUUAGGCUGCGUCUGAAUCUGUUGUCUAGAGCUAGGUCUAGGUCUUCACUCUAUUGGAAAUUAUGUGGAGACGCACAGACAUUAGACCUAGCGGUAGCUCUGGAGGCUUGUUUCGGACACCGCCUUACUGUUAUCAUAUCGGUGUAAUACUGCAAGUUACUAGCCGGUACCAGUCACAUAUAUGCAAUUUCAUCCUAUGCAAUGUAAUAAAACCUUUCAGUUGAAAAGUGCCUUUGUUUCACCUUUGCAAGAAGAGCUUUUCUACAAGAAAAAUCCUAGAUUUUCGAGGCUCACUUUCAUAUUUGUAAUACUUGCUUGAAAGGUUGGUGUACUGUUUGUCAUAUAUCUUUUAUUUUAAUAAAAGGUUUUCAUAAUAUAAUGGGACUGAUCAGUAUCACUGUUCCAUGAAAAUGUACAUAUGUAUCAAUUAUAAAUAUUGUGAUUGUGUUAACAAAGUGCAAUUGGCUGAUAGUCAUUUUUUACACUCAUAAAAUACUUCUUUGAUACCUCAUGUAAUUGAUUUUGUUGCUUUUUUUAAACACUAUUCCAGGUUACUUUUAGUUAAGAUGUGUUCCAAGUCAGCGUAAUACCUUUGUUGAAUUUGAUACGGUUGUGCUCUUUUGACAAGUUUGCGUUGGCGUAAGCUGUAAGGUUUUCACUUCAAUAUAAAAUGCAAAUUCCUGGCAAGGGGAACAGAUAAGUUUUCUUCUUCAAAAUCUCUCCUGGCAACCUCCAAAAAAAGUGCCUUAUUUAGCAGAUGACGAGUUCACAGAUGCUUUAUAUUUUCACAAUCUUUGCCCAAGUUUUUGUGAAGAUUCAAAUGCUAUCUUUGCAUGGAAAUGCAAGAAAAAAUUAAACUUUUAAGCAAAAUUUCUACUUUUUGAAGACAAAUGUAUAAAUAAAACAUGUUAUAAGUUUAUAAUAUGUUCAUAGUGUCAUUUCGCCACCCUCUACAAACAUUUUGCUAGAAACAUUGGGGGGGGUGGUCCAUUUGAAGGGAAUAGUGUAGACUCUGUGUCCCAUGACAACAUGCUAGUAUUGCGUCAUUGCUGACACCCGAGAUAAACUCUAGAUUCUUUUCUCAACUUUUUGAAGGGACCAUCAGAUUAUUUUGAAUAUAUUGGACACACCGAUGUUGAUGGACCAACAAGAAUAAAUUCAGGAUUUUUAA
Acanthaster planci (crown-of-thorns starfish) is the source of this 5365-nucleotide messenger RNA. RefSeq lists its product as uncharacterized. Gene Ontology annotation, molecular function: DNA binding; protein binding. The record is from RefSeq and is a predicted model, not a curated record. NCBI's taxonomy places the organism in Eukaryota, Metazoa, Echinodermata, Asteroidea, Valvatida, Acanthasteridae.